AUGGAUCUCCUCCGACUCGAACAGCAACGACAAGCUCUCGAGCAGAGUCUUGCGAAACUCAGAACCAGCCUCAAGUACUGGCAGACAUUUGAAGCUGAAUACGAAGGCUUCAAAGAAGAAGUCGAGGCUACCACCGGUGAUGUGGAUCUCCAAAGUAUCAGUCAGGCCUACAACGGCGAACUCGUCAACGAGAAGGAAAUCCGCGAACUUUCCGGCCUGAGCACGAAUUCGCCACGCACUGUACCGCAGAUCCUGGGAAUGAUAUCGCGGCGGCAGGAGUACGUUCAGAAGAACAUUGAGACUGUKCAGAGGCAAUUCUGGGACGCCGAAGCGAAGUUGGAGGAAAUUGAUUUUGCCGCUCAUUCUGCAAGUCGUCAUGCGCACAGUACUGAUGGCGGUUUGCCUUUGACGGAGAUUCACGAAGAACUCGACGAGGAAGGAAAUGUCAUUUCUAGCAACCUAUCGCAACCAGAACUUUCCACCUCCAGACUUGUGGCCGCACUGCAGAAAGCCGGACUCACUAAAAAGGAACUCUCAAAAGUCUCGAAAUCAGUGGAUAGUGAUGACGAGGAAGAAAUCCACAACGAACCCACGAAAGCGGGAGCUUCUGCUCUCCCUUCCGCUAUCGUCAAUGCAACGGCUCGGAGCAUGCCAAACGGAGAGGUAAAAUCUACGCAGAGCGAUGCUGAACCCGACCGGCCUCCAAUCCGUAAGAAGAGCGUCUCAUUCAGUGCAGACACCAAGCCAGCUCCACUUCCGGAGCGUCGAGACUCUGAAGAUGGCAAGAAGUGCGUUUCUUUCGCGGAAAAGGUUGCCGUCAUGCCUGCUGCCCCUCCUCCGGACAUGAGAUCUGUCUCCUUUUCUCCACAAGUAGAGGAGAUUCCUGCAGACACAGACCCCAGAACCGUCACAUUUGCUCCUCAAGUACAAGAGAUCCCGGAAGAUGAACAGGCUGCGAAACCAGUCCCAGUCGACGAAGAUCCAAACUCGGAGGCGCAGAAGACACUUCGAGGCUACUUCAAGCCUGGUGAUAAGGUGGGCAUGCUGAACGACGAUGGUGAAGUCGAGUCUAGUCACAUUGUCAUCCCUGAAAACGAGACCGAAGAGGAGGCUCAAAUACGCAGAGAGAUGCUGGACUACCACCUCAAUGAAGUCGGACACGUCGUCGCGGAAAUGGAGCUGGAAGACGACGACAUUGACUUUGAGGAUGAUGCUGGCUCUUCUGAAUAUCUCGACGAAGACACGCCAUACACGACCGGCCACUCUGACUCGGACGAUGACGAAGAAGAAGAUCGAUAUGGACGCACCACAAAGCGGGUGCUUAGUGACGACUAUCAUAGGCAGAUGAAGGAGCUUGAGAGAAGACUGAUUGGUAAUCUUGGGCCGUCAUCCGCCACUGAGGACGUGGACGCUCUGGAUCCGGAGAUUGACGCGCAAGACGUGCGCAGACUGGUCAUUCGUGAGAAGAGCGAUUCGAGUGCCAUCGCAAGCACAAGCGAAGGCAGCGACGAGAAGUUCAAAGCCAAUAGCAAGAAACGUGUCAGCUUCGCUGAAGGGUUGGAUGUCGCAGCAGAGUCCCUAGCAACGGCAAGCGGGUCUCACAAGGCUCAGAAGACGCUCGCAGGCGAAAACGCAGCGCCUAUCGUGGAGGAUGUCGCCGAACGCGCACCCUCAGCUAUGCCUACUCUUCCAUCAGCCGGCACUCCGGCCAAGACGUCUCGCUUCAAACAGAAACGUGCUGCUCCUCCCCUAUCAGACGAGUCCAACGCCGACAUUGCAGAGCCUGCGCCACCUGCGGGUAAGAUUCUGGCAGAUCAACUUGUCGAACGUCCGGCGUCAUCGAUCACUCAAGCUCCAGAUCCUGACAAUCCAGAUCCACUUGUGCAGCGUAGAGAGCUGGCUGCUGAGUACUAUCGAAGACGCAACGCCUUUAWCAAGGAGCGAGGAGGGUUCAAGGGCACACCCGACGAGGAUGAUGCAGAGGGUGAGAUGAUGGAGAGCGACGGUGAGGGUGGUUUGAAGAAAGUCAGUCGCUUCCGUGCGGCCAGACUUCGCGGAUUGUAG
This is a messenger RNA of Ramularia collo-cygni, 2064 nucleotides long. RefSeq lists its product as uncharacterized. The record is from RefSeq and is a predicted model, not a curated record. The coding region runs from base 1 to 2064 and encodes 687 amino acids. The transcript has a single exon. Gene Ontology annotation, biological process: negative regulation of transcription by RNA polymerase II; negative regulation of phosphatase activity. Lineage: Eukaryota; Fungi; Ascomycota; Dothideomycetes; Mycosphaerellales; Mycosphaerellaceae. Gene Ontology annotation, molecular function: transcription corepressor activity; phosphatase inhibitor activity; chromatin binding.